GCCGAGCGGGCCCCGGGGGUACCCUGCGGCCGCUCCGCGCCGGGUACGAGCUGGAAAACAAAGGGGCGAAGAAGUGCCUAAAACUGCCCCGGCCGCGGCCCGGCCCCGCCGCCGCCCGGCCCCGGAGCGGCCUUGCCAGCCAGAGUAAUUAUGAUUUUUGUUUUCCGCGGGCAGGCUCAAUUUUGGGAAGAAUGCGGCUAGGGGGAUGGGAGAGGUGAAGCUGCAAACGCUACUGUAGGCCGAUCCCCCCCCACACUUCUCAGUUUCAGUUUUUAAUUACUUAAUGCUGAAUAGCACGGCGCUUAUCUAAAUAUUUGCAAAUGCUCUUUCCUAUUGAUUCCUUUGAAUAAACUGUACUCUUCGCCAGCGGAGGGAAGGCGGUUCACGCUCUCCUGAAACUAACCCUCCGGAGGAGAGUGUCUAUUUGCGUGGGGGACACGUCUGUGUGUCUGGGUAGAUACGCGUAUGUCCAAGCCGUACCGGGUGCAAUGAGUGCUCCGUGCCGGCCCUGCCAUGGAAGGCUGUGACUCGCCCGUCAUCCCCGGGAAGGACAAUGGGUGUGGCAUCCCUCAGCACCAGCAAUGGACUGAUAUCAACAGUGCCCACCUCCCUGACACUGCCGGCAGUAUGGAGCAGCCCGCGGCGGAGAGUCGCGGCCCCCUGGACAGCCUGAGGGUCCCUUUCCCCGAGCGCAUCCCCGAGAGCAGCGCGGCGGCCAGCCCCAGUCCCGAGCCCACCAGCAAGGAGGUGAGCUGCGGGCAGUGCGCUGCCUCCUUCCCUGGCCUGCAGAGCUACAUGGAGCACCGCUGCGCCGGUACCCGCCCGCCCCUGCCGCUGCGGGGGGAGAGCGGGAGCGAGAGCAGUGAGGACGGGGAGGAGGAGAGCGACGUGGAGAACCUGGCUGGUGAGAUCGUCUACCAGCCAGAUGGCUCAGCCUACAUCGUGGAGAGCCUCAGCCAGCUGGUGCAGAGCGGGGCCGCUGGCGGCAGCGGCAGCGGGGCUCUCCCCUCGCUGCUCCCGAACUCUCUGCCCAAGCAGGGAGAGCCCUCCGCCACUGCUCCCGUCUACCCACAGAUCAUCAACACCUUCCACAUAGCCUCAUCCUUCGGGAAGUGGUUUGAGGGCUCAGACCAGACCUUCCCGAAUACCUCAGCCCUGGCGGGCAUCAGCCCCGUCCUGCACAGCUUCCGCGUCUUCGAUGUGCGACACAAAAGCAACAAGGAUUACCUGAACAGCGACGGUUCUGCCAAAAGCUCCUGCGUAUCCAAAGAUGUUCCCAACAAUGUGGACCUGUCCAAAUUUGAUGGCUUUGUGCUCUACGGGAAGAGGAAGCCCAUCCUGAUGUGUUUCUUGUGCAAGCUCUCCUUUGGGUAUGUCCGCUCGUUCGUGACCCAUGCGGUGCACGACCACCGAAUGACUCUGAGUGAGGAGGAGCGGAAAAUUCUUAGCAAUAAGAACAUCUCCGCUAUCAUCCAAGGGAUAGGCAAAGACAAGGAACCCCUUGUCAGCUUUCUGGAACCAAAAAACAAAACCUUUCAGCACCCUCUCGUUUCCACAGCUAACCUCAUAGGCCCUGGACACAGUUUUUAUGGUAAAUUCAGUGGCAUUCGCAUGGAAGGCGAGCAGGCCCUCCAGGCUGGGGCGGCCAGUGCAGCAGAGCCACCGCCAGCAAGUGUCCUGGCCCCUGGCACGCUCCUCAACCUUGGCGGGCUGACCAGCUCAGCUCUGAAGACUCCCAUUACCUCAGUCCCCCUGGGCCCACUGACUUCCAGUCCCACCAAAUCCUCAGAGGGGAAGGACCCUGGGGUGGCAGAGGGGGAGAAGCAAGAGGGAGGUGACCAGGACAGCCUCUCAGAAAAGGCAGAGCCAAUCGAGGAGGUGGAGGAGGAGGAGGAGGAAGAGGAUGUGGAGGAGGAGGAAGAGGAAGAGGAGGAAGAGGAAGAAGAUGAGGAUGAUGAGGGUUGCAAAGGACUGUUUCCAAGUGAGUUGGAGGACGAACUGGAGGACCGGCCCCAGGAGGAUGCUGGGGCUGUGGCAGGUGGUGGCAGCAGCAAAAAGGACCUUGCUCUCUCAAACCAAAGCAUUUCUAACUCUCCCUUAAUGCCUAACGUGCUCCAGACCCUGUCGCGGGGCACAGCUUCUACUAGUUCUAAUUCUGCUUCUUCCUUUGUCUUUGAUGGUGCAAACAGGAGGAAUCACUUAAGCUUUAACAAUGAGGGUGGCGGAGCCAGCGUGGCAGAGGGCAGCAGGAGGCUGGACUUUAUCGAUGAAAGUGCCAAUAAAGACAAUGCCACAGCACCAGAACCAAAUGAGAGCACAGAGGGUGAGGACGGGAGCUACAUCUCCCAUCACCAGCACGCUGGCCCCCUCUGUGAACUUGGGGGUGGGGAAUGCCCCUCGGGGAGCGGUGUGGAAUGCCCAAAGUGCGACACAGUCCUGGGCUCCUCACGGUCGCUGGGUGGCCACAUGACUAUGAUGCAUUCUCGCAACUCUUGUAAGACACUCAAGUGUCCCAAGUGCAAUUGGCACUACAAGUACCAGCAGACGCUUGAGGCACACAUGAAGGAGAAACAUCCCGAGCCAGGUGGCUCCUGCGUCUACUGCAAAAGUGGGCAGCCACACCCGCGGCUGGCACGGGGUGAGAGCUACACCUGUGGUUACAAGCCCUUCCGCUGCGAGGUUUGUAACUACUCCACUACUACCAAAGGCAACCUCAGUAUUCAUAUGCAGUCCGACAAGCAUCUCAACAACAUGCAAAACCUGCAGAAUGGAGGGGGAGAGCAAGUCUUCAGCCACACUGCCGGGGCAGCAGCAGCGGCUGCGGCAGCUGCGGCGGCUGCAGCAGCCAACAUCGGUAGCACCUGUGGGGCUCCCUCCCCCACCAAACCAAAAACCAAACCUACGUGGCGGUGCGAGGUAUGUGACUAUGAAACCAACGUAGCUAGGAACCUUCGUAUCCACAUGACCAGCGAGAAGCACAUGCACAAUAUGAUGCUGCUUCAGCAAAAUAUGUCCCAAAUCCAACACAACCGGCACUUGGGUCUCGGCAGCCUGCCAUCCCCUGCUGAGGCCGAGCUCUACCAGUAUUACCUGGCACAGAACAUGAACCUUCCCAACUUGAAGAUGGACAGCACUUCCUCAGAUACGCAGUUCAUGAUGGGUGGAUUCCAGCUUGAUCCCACCAAUCCCAUGGCAACAAUGGCUCCAUCUCUAGUGGGUGGAGAGAUCCCCCUGGACAUGCGGUUAGGUGGUGGACAGCUGGUGUCUGAGGAGCUAAUGAACUUGGGUGAGAGUUUCACGCAAACAAAUGACCCAUCGCUGAAGCUUUUCCAGUGUGCUGUGUGCAACAAGUUCACAACAGAUAAUUUGGACAUGCUGGGCCUCCACAUGAACGUGGAGCGCAGCCUCCCUGAAGACGAGUGGAAGGCAGUGAUGGGAGACUCCUACCAGUGCAAGUUGUGCCGCUACAACACGCAGCUCAAGGCGAACUUCCAGCUCCACUGUAAGACAGACAAGCACGUGCAGAAAUACCAGCUGGUGGCACAUAUCAAGGAGGGUGGCAAGGCCAAUGAGUGGAGGCUGAAAUGUGUGGCCAUUGGGAACCCAGUACAUCUGAAAUGCAAUGCGUGUGACUACUACACCAACAGUCUGGAGAAGCUGCGUCUGCACACAGUGAACUCAAGACACGAGGCCAGCCUGAAGCUCUAUAAGCACCUUCAGCAUCAUGAGAGCGGGGUUGAGGGUGAAAGCUGCUAUUAUCACUGUGUCCUCUGUAACUACUCCACCAAGGCCAAGCUGAACCUGAUCCAGCACGUGCGCUCCAUGAAACACCAGCGGAGUGAAAGCCUACGUAAGCUGCAGCGGCUCCAGAAAGGGCUCCCUGAAGAAGAGGAGGACCUGGGACAGAUCUUCACCAUCCGCAAGUGUCCAGCUGCUGAGGCUGAAGAACCCACUGAAGAUGUGGAAGGGCCCAAUGAAACAGCUGGUGAUGUUGAAGAGCCUGCCAAAGAGCCAGAAAGUGGAGGGGACAAGGACCAGAGUAAAUGGACAGCUCCAGCCAGCCAGGCAGAGAAGGAGCUGACAGAGCCUCCAGCAUCCUCUAAACGAGUAUCGUUUCCCAGCAGCUCUGAGUCACCUCUCUCCUUUAAAUGGUCAAAAACUUCAGAGGAGACCAAAUCAGAGCAGAUGUAUCAGUGUCCAUAUUGCAAGUACAGUAACACAGACGUGAACCGGCUGCGGGUGCACGCCAUGACCCAGCACUCAGUGCAGCCCAUGCUCCGCUGCCCACUCUGCCAGGACAUGCUGAACAACAAGAUCCAUCUGCAGCUGCACCUCACCCAUCUGCACAGUGUGUCGCCUGACUGUGUCGAGAAGCUCAUCAUGACGGUGACAACACCUGAGGUAAUGAUGCCCAGCAGCAUGUUUCUCCCAGCAGCCACUCCAGAGAAGGAUGGGAACUCUGCCACAGAGGAGCUGGUGAAGCAGCCUGAGAUCUCUGAGGAUUCAGGCAAGAGUCUUUUACCAUCAGAAAGUGCAGAGCACAGCGGAGAUCCCAAGCCCGUUCCAUCUGACCAGAGCUCUGCCAGGGAGGACUCAGGCUUCCUCUGCUGGAAGAAGGGCUGCAACCAGGUGUUCAAGAGCUCAGCAGCCCUGCAGACACACUUCAACGAGGUUCAUGCGAAGCGGCCUCAACUGCCGGUGUCCGAUCGCCACGUCUACAAGUACCGUUGCAACCAGUGCAGCCUGGCCUUCAAAACCAUCGAGAAGCUGCAGCUCCAUUCCCAGUACCAUGUCAUCCGGGCAGCCACGAUGUGCUGCCUUUGCCAGCGCAGCUUCCGAACUUUCCAGGCCCUGAAGAAGCACCUGGAAACCAGCCAUCUGGAGCUUAGCGAGGCCGACAUUCAACAGCUCUAUGGUGGUCUCUUGGUCAAUGGUGACCUCCUCGCUAUGGGUGAUCCUUCACUUGCAGAAGACCACACUAUAAUAGUUGAGGAAGAUAAGGAGGAGGAGAGUGACUUGGAAGACAAGCAGAGCCCGACAGGUAGCGAUUCAGGGUCAGUGCAAGAGGAUUCUGGCUCAGAACCAAAAAGGGCUUUACCCUUCCGGAAGGGCCCUAACUUCACUAUGGAGAAAUUCCUGGAUCCGUCUCGCCCUUACAAGUGCACAGUCUGCAAGGAGUCUUUCACACAAAAGAACAUUCUCCUGGUUCAUUACAAUUCAGUUUCUCAUCUACAUAAGCUGAAAAGAGCCCUCCAAGAGUCUGCUACUGGGCAGCCCGAACCCACCAGCAGCCCUGACAACAAACCUUUUAAGUGCAACACCUGCAACGUGGCCUACAGUCAGAGCUCAACACUGGAGAUCCACAUGAGGUCCGUCCUGCACCAAACCAAGGCUCGCGCGGCCAAGCUGGAGGCAGCUGGGGGCAGUGGCAGUAGCAAUGGGGCUGGCAACAGCAGCAACAGCAGUCUCUCCUUGGGCUCUUCCACACCCAGCCCCAUCAGCACUACCAGCAGUAAUACCUUUACAACCACCAACACCAGUAAUUCGGGCACGACUCCCAUUCCCAGCUUGCUCAAUCAGGUAUCCAGUGACAGCAUGGGAAUCCCUCCUCUCGGUAACCCUGCAAGCACUACUAACAUCUCCUCCUCUUCAGAGCCCAAAGAGGUGAACCGAAAGAAGCUGGCAGACAUGAUUGCAUCCAGGCAGCAGCAGCAGCAGCAGCAGCAGCAGCAAGCUCAAACCUUGGCACAGGCACAGGCCCAAGUCCAGGCCCACCUGCAGCAAGAGCUGCAGCAGCAAGCUGCACUCCUGCAGUCUCAGCUGUUCAACCCAGCCCUUUUGCCACACUUCCCGAUGACCACUGAGACCCUUCUGCAGCUACAGCAACAGCAGCAUCUUCUGUUUCCUUUCUACAUCCCCAGUGCUGAGUUCCAGCUCAACCCAGAGGUCAGUCUGCCUGUCACCAGUGGGGCACUGACAUUGACUGGUACAGGUCCAAGUUUGCUGGAGGACCUGAAGGCUCAAGUUCAGCUCCCUCAACAGAGCCAUCCACAGCUCUUACAGCAGCAGCAAGGUCAGCUGUCCUUGUCACAACCUCACUCCGUCCUUAUACAGCAGAGCCAGCACCCUGAAAAGAAGAAUAAAUCCCUAGUGAAGGAGAAAGAAAAAGAAACACCACGUGAAAGGGAAGGUGCAGAGAGGGGAGACAAUAAUGUAGCAUCUAAGGAGUCUCUGCCUGAUAACUUGAAGCCCAAAGAGAAGAAGGACUUUGUGCCAGGCAGUAGUUCAGAGCCCUCCUUGCUGCCUCCGCGUAUCGCCUCUGAUGCAAGGGGGAAUGCCACCAAAGCCUUGCUGGAAAACUUUGGCUUUGAGCUGGUCAUUCAGUAUAACGAGAACAAGCAGAAGGUGCAGAAGAAAAAUGGGAAGACUGAGCAAGGUGAGAACUUGGAAAAGCUUGAGUGUGAUACAUGUGGCAAGUUCUUUUCAAACAUCCUCAUCCUGAAGAGCCAUCAGGAGCAUGUCCACCAACAUUAUUUUCCCUUUAAGCAGUUAGAGAGAUUUGCCAAACAAUACAGAGAACACUAUGACAAAUUGUACCCUCUGCGGCCUCAGACCCCAGAGCCACCACCGCCACCGCCACCACCUCCACCUCCUCUCCCUCCAGCCCCUCCCCAGCCAGCUUCUACCCCUACCAUUCCUACUUCUGCGCCAAUUACCUCUCCCACGAUCGCACCAGCCCAGCCGUCUGUGCCACUCACCCAGCUCUCCAUGCCAAUGGAGCUCCCCAUCUUUUCACCACUUAUGAUGCAAACCAUGCCACUACAAACAUUACCUGCUCAGCUGCCACCCCAGCUUGGUCCUGUAGACCCUCUGCCCGCCGACUUAGCCCAAUUGUACCAGCAUCAGCUCAACCCUAGCCUUCUCCAGCAGCAGCAGAACAAGAGACCACGGACACGAAUCACUGAUGACCAGCUCAGAGUCCUUCGGCAGUAUUUUGAUAUUAACAAUUCCCCCAGUGAGGAGCAGAUCAAAGAGAUGGCAGACAAGUCUGGAUUGCCCCAGAAAGUGAUCAAGCACUGGUUCAGAAACACUCUUUUCAAAGAACGCCAGCGCAACAAGGAUUCCCCAUACAACUUCAGUAAUCCUCCCAUUACCAGCCUGGAAGAACUGAAGAUAGACUCACGGCCUCCUUCUCCAGAACCUCAAAAGCAGGAGUACUGGGGAAGCAAGCGAUCCUCCCGGACACGCUUUACUGACUACCAACUCAGAGUUCUGCAGGACUUCUUUGAUGCCAAUGCUUAUCCAAAGGAUGAUGAAUUCGAGCAGCUUUCUAAUUUGCUGAACCUACCAACACGUGUUAUAGUGGUGUGGUUUCAGAAUGCCCGUCAAAAAGCUAGGAAAAACUAUGAGAAUCAGGGAGAAGGCAAAGACGGGGAACGACGGGAGCUUACGAAUGACAGGUACAUUAGAACAAGCAACUUGAACUACCAAUGCAAAAAGUGCAGCCUAGUCUUUCAGCGCAUUUUUGAUCUCAUUAAACACCAGAAAAAGCUCUGUUACAAAGAUGAGGAUGAGGAUGGACAGGAUGACAGCCAGAAUGAAGACUCUAUGGAUGCAAUGGAGCUCUUGACUCCAACCAGUUCCUCCUGCAGCACACCAAUGCCCUCACAAGCUUACAGCACACCUACGUCUUCAGCCAAUGCAACCUCCUCAGCUUUUCUGCAGCUCACAGCAGAGGCAGACGAUUCCUCCACCUAUAGUUCUAAAAUAGAAGCUACAGAUGAGAAACCAAAGCAGUCUGAACCUCCAAGUACACAGCAAAACCAAACCCAAGAGAAGCAAGUGCAACCAAAGCAAGAGUCUCAGCAGCAACAGGACCAAGGAGAACAAAAGACAAAUUCAGCACACCAAAAGAUUUCACAGUUAUCCUCCCCCUCUUCAUUGCAACAGCCACCUCCCCCUCCUCAGCCCCCGCAGUGCUCCUUGUCACAGUCAAGCCCGAGUCCAUCUCAGCUCUCACAUCUCUCCCUCAAACCCAUUCACACGUCCACCCCUCAACAGCUGGCAAACCUACCUCCUCAGCUAAUCCCAUACCAGUGUGACCAGUGUAAACUGGCUUUUCCUUCCUUUGAGCACUGGCAGGAGCAUCAGCAGCUUCAUUUUCUGAGUGCGCAGAACCAGUUUAUCCACCCCCCAUUCCUGGACAGAACACUGGAUAUGCCGUUCAUGCUUUUUGAUCCCAGUAAUCCACUACUCACCAGCCAGCUGCUAUCUGGAACGUUACCACAAAUUCCAGCAAGCUCAGCCACUUCACCGUCAACUCCAACAUCCACAAUGAACACAUUGAAGAGAAAGCUGGAGGAAAAGGCCAGUGCAAGCCCUGGAGAAAAUGACAGUGGGACCGGAGGAGAAGAGCCACAAAGGGAUAAGCGUCUAAGGACAACCAUUACCCCAGAGCAGCUGGAAAUUCUUUAUCAGAAAUACUUGCUCGACUCCAACCCAACACGGAAAAUGCUGGAUCACAUUGCACAUGAAGUGGGCUUGAAGAAACGCGUGGUGCAGGUUUGGUUUCAGAACACCCGUGCACGGGAAAGGAAGGGGCAGUUCAGAGCUGUAGGGCCUGCCCAAGCCCACAGACGGUGUCCGUUCUGCCGAGCUCUCUUUAAAGCAAAGACAGCUCUUGAAGCUCAUAUCCGGUCCCGUCACUGGCAUGAGGCCAAGAGAGCUGGGUACAACUUGACAUUGUCUGCAAUGCUCUUAGAUUGUGAUGGGGGACUCCAGAUGAAGGGAGACAUCUUUGAUGGAGCAAGCUUUUCCCACAUGCCACCAGCUAGCAGUGAUGGACAGAGUGUUCCUCUCUCCCCGGUGAACAAGAGCAUGGAACUGUCACCUCGAACUCUGCUGAGUCCAUCCUCCAUUAAAGUGGAAGGGAUAGAAGACUUCGAGAGUCCCUCCAUGUCUUCAGUCAAUCUGAGCUUUGACCAAACAAAGUUGGACAAUGAUGACUGCUCUUCUGUCAACACUGCAAUCACAGACACUACAACAGGAGACGAAGGGAAUGCAGACAAUGAUAGUGCAACAGGGAUUGCAACAGAAACCAAAUCAGCAUCAGGACCCAGUGAAGGUCUGACAAAAGCUGCCAUGAUAGCAAUAUCUGAAUAUGAAGAUCGGCUGUCUUCUGGCCUGGUCAGCCCAGCUCCCAGCUUUUACAGCAAAGAGUAUGAUAAUGAAGGUACUGUGGACUACAGUGAAACAUCCAGCCUUGCAGACCCCUGCUCACCCAGCCCUGGUGCAAGUGGUUCAGCCAGCAAGUCUGGAGAGAGCGGGGAUCGGCCUGGACAGAAACGCUUUCGCACUCAGAUGACUAAUCUCCAGCUAAAAGUUCUUAAGUCAUGCUUUAAUGACUACAGGACACCUACCAUGCUGGAGUGUGAGGUCCUGGGCAAUGACAUUGGACUGCCAAAGAGAGUUGUUCAGGUCUGGUUCCAGAAUGCUAGAGCAAAGGAGAAGAAGUCCAAACUCAGCAUGGCCAAGCAUUUUGGUAUAAACCAAACAAGUUAUGAGGGACCCAAAACAGAGUGCACUUUGUGUGGCAUCAAGUACAGCGCUCGACUGUCUGUACGUGACCAUAUCUUCUCUCAACAGCAUAUCUCCAAAGUUAAAGAAACCAUUGGAAGCCAGCUGGAUAAGGAAAAGGAGUAUUUUGACCCAGCUACUGUACGUCAGUUGAUGGCUCAGCAGGAGCUGGACCGGAUCAAAAAAGCCAACGAGGUUCUCGGUCUGGCAGCUCAACAGCAGGGCAUGUUUGAAAAUGCCCCCCUGCAAACUCUUAACCUUCCUGCUGCAUACCCAGCACUACAGGGCAUCCCUCCAGUCUUGCUCCCAGGCCUCAACAGCCCAUCCUUACCAGGCUUCACUCCAUCCAACACAGCUUUAACUUCUCCCAAACCCAACCUGAUGGGCCUGCCCAGCACAAGCGUCCCUUCGCCCGGCCUCCCCACUUCUGGAUUACCAAAUAAGCAGCCCCCGGCUGCCCUGAGCUCACCCACCCCGGCACAAGCCACAGCGGCCGUGGCUCCGCAGCAGCCGCCAGCAACCACCCCUCAGCCACAGCCGCAGCAGCCGCCCCCACCGCAGCGCAAGGAGAAGGAGGGCGAGAAGGCAAAAGAGAAGGAGAAGGCAGCCAAGGGAAAGGGGGACCCGCUGCCAGGGCCCAAGAAGGAGAAGGGGGAGGCACCGGCGGGCACGCUGGUAGCCCCACUGCCUACCAUGGAGUAUGCAGUGGAGCCCGCCCAGCUCCAGGCACUGCAGGCCGCCCUCAGUUCCGACCCUACCACCUUGCUGACGAGCCAGUUCCUCCCCUACUUCGUCCCUGGCUUUUCCCCCUACUACGCCCCGCAGAUCCCUGGCGCCCUGCAGAGCGGGUACCUGCAGCCCAUGUAUGGGAUGGAGGGGCUCUUCCCCUACAGCCCUGCGCUGUCGCAGGCACUGCUGGGGCUGUCCCCUGGCUCCCUGCUGCAGCAGUACCAGCAAUACCAGCAGAGUCUGCAGGAGGCAUUGCAGCAGCAGCAGCAGCGGCAGGCGCAGCAGCAGCAGCAGCAGCAGCAGAAAGUGCAGCAGCCCAAAGGAAGCCAAAACCCCGUCCCUGCAGGGGCUGCCACCCCGGACAAAGACCCUGCCAAAGAACCCCCCAAGCAAGAAGAGCAGAAGAAUGCACCCCGCGAGGUGUCCCCCCUCCUGCCCAAACCCCAAGAAGAGCCCGAAGCGGAAGGCAAGGGUGCGGACUCCCUCUGCGACCCCUUCAUCGUCCCAAAGGUGCAGUACAAGCUGGUCUGCCGCAAGUGCCAGGCGGGCUUCGGCGACCAGGAGGCGGCCAGCGACCACCUGAAGUCCCUCUGCUUCUUCGGCCAGUCCAUGGCGAACCUGCAAGAGAUGGUGCUUCACGUGCCCACCGGCAGCGGCCAGGGCAGCGGCUCGUACCAGUGCGUGGCGUGCGAGAGCACGGUGUGUGGGGACGAAGCCCUCAGUCAGCAUCUCGAGUCAGCCCCGCACAAACACCGAACAAUCACAAGAGCAGCAAGAAACGCCAAAGAGCACCCCAGUCUAUUACCUCACUCUGCCUGCCCCCCCGACCCCAGCACCGCAUCUACCUCGCAGUCGGCCGCUCACUCAAACGACAGCCCCCCGCCCCCCCAGCCCCCCCCGGCUUCCCCCCACGCCUCCAGAAAGCCCUGGCCCCCGGCAGCUCCCCGCGCCCCACCGGGGAAGCCGCCGCCGCCGCCUUUCCCUCCUCUCUCCUCAUCUUCAACGGUUACCUCAAGUUCAUGCAGCACCUCAGGGGUUCAGCCCUCGAUGCCAACAGACGACUAUUCGGAGGAGUCUGACACGGAUCUUAGCCAAAAGUCAGAUGGACCGGCGAGCCCGGCGGAGGGGCCCCGGGACCCCGGCUGCCCUAAGGACAGUGGUCUAGCUAGCGUAGGAAUGGACACCUUCAGAUUGUAAGCUUUGAAGAUGAACAAUGAAAAUGAAUUUAAAUAAAUAAAAAAAAGUUAAUAACAAACCAAUUUCAAAAAUAGACUAACUGCAAUUCCAAAGCUUCUAACCAAAAAAAGAAAAAAGAAAAAAGAAAAAGCGUGGGUUGUUUUCCCAUAUAACGAUGCCGGUGGGUUUUACAUUUCUUUUUUCCUUUCCUUUUAAUAAAAUAAAACUUUUUAAAAAGAAAAAAAAAAUCUGUUACAUUUGUCCUUUUGAAGGUACUGUUGGUCUGGGAGACGAGAGCCCGUGCUGCCUCCUUACUGUCUUCGGAGCUUGAGCCCCUUGUAUAUUGCCCCUUUUCAAUAACGCCCCACGUCGAUAGCACAGCAGAGGCCGGCAUGCACUGUAUGGGAAAGCAGCCCACCUUGUUACAGUUUUAAAUUUCUUGCUAUCUUAGCAUUCAGAUACCAAUGGCUUGCUAAAAGAAAAAAGAAAUGUAAUGUCUUUUUAUUCUCAGGUCAAUCGCUCACACUUUGUUCUGUUUUCAGAAUCAUUGUUUUAGAUAUAUAUAUAUAUAUAUAAUUUCUUUUGUUUGUUUUGGGGUUUUUGUUUCAUUUUGGUUUUGUUCCAGAAAAGGAUUUUUUUCUUUUUUUUUUUCUUUUUAUUCUUUUUUGUUAAUUUAAAAUGGGCAGAAAGUAUUCAAGAGAAAAAAACAAUGUGAACUGCUUUAGCUUUUCGGGGAUUUUAAGGGUAGCUUUUCUGCUGAAGCCAAUUUCAAGGGGAAAAGUUAAGCACUCCCACUUUUCAGAAAAAAAAAAAACAAAACAACCCACACAAAGAGUGUUGAGGACUUGGAGCUUAAAAAAUAAGUUUUAAAACAACUGACUUUCUGUAUUUAUGAUAGAUAUGACCAUUUUUGGUGUUGAGUAGAUUGUUGCAUUGGAAAUGAACUGAAGCAGUAUGGUAGAUUUAAAAGAAAAAACCCUUUUGUGUACAUUUAGCUUUUGUAUGGUCCAGCUGACGGCUUCUCAUUUGAUGUUGUCUUGUUCAUUCCUAGCCAGAUAGAUUGCAAUCCAUUGACUCACCUAAGCUUUUCUCCCCUUUGUACCUUUACUUCCCAUUCCCCCAUCCUGUAAUCUUCCACUUAUGGUCACUACCUUCAUUUCUUAGAGGGUGGUUGCGUAAUUAUUUUAUAAAAACUAAAGAAAGAAGUUCAAAGGGUUUUGGGGGGUCAGUAGGAUCCCUUGCAGAAUAUUUUUUGUUGGGGGUUUGAAACUUUUUAAGGCAUAUACAUACAAUUUACCUAUGUCUGUUACCCUUGUGCACUUAUCUCUUUCUUAUUUUCCAUUUUUCCUUUUUUUUUUCUCCCCCUCUUCUUUUCCUCAUUUUGUAAAUGCUUCAAAGACUCUGUUCCUAAACUAUAAGCAUUUGUUUCUGUUUGUGUAAUUAGGCUGCACUCUGUUCCUUCUUUAAAAAAAAAAAAAAAAAAAAAAAAAAGUUUUUGUUACAUUUUUUUUCUCUAAAGAAAAUUCAUGCUUUAAAUAAAAUCCAAAGACAUACCCUUUCACCACUGGUGCAGAAUGAGCAAAAAGGAUUCUUUUUACUUGAGAAUUUGUUUCUGAUUUAAACAAACAAGUCUAAGUUUAAAUAAAGAAUAAAAAAAG
This is a messenger RNA of Calypte anna (Anna's hummingbird), 13139 nucleotides long. It is a transcript of the gene ZFHX3, whose product is annotated as zinc finger homeobox 3. The record is from RefSeq and is a predicted model, not a curated record. Bases 514 to 11502 code for a protein of 3662 amino acids. Gene Ontology annotation, biological process: regulation of neuron differentiation; brain development; regulation of transcription by RNA polymerase II. Gene Ontology annotation, cellular component: nucleus. Lineage: Eukaryota; Metazoa; Chordata; Aves; Apodiformes; Trochilidae. The transcript has 10 exons. Gene Ontology annotation, molecular function: DNA-binding transcription factor activity, RNA polymerase II-specific; zinc ion binding; RNA polymerase II cis-regulatory region sequence-specific DNA binding.